Suncus etruscus (white-toothed pygmy shrew) is the source of this 398-nucleotide messenger RNA. RefSeq names its product metallothionein-1. Gene Ontology annotation, molecular function: metal ion binding. The record is from RefSeq and is a predicted model, not a curated record. The transcript has 3 exons. NCBI's taxonomy places the organism in Eukaryota, Metazoa, Chordata, Mammalia, Eulipotyphla, Soricidae. The coding region runs from base 64 to 252 and encodes 62 amino acids.
AACACCACGCCUCUGCCAAACCGCGCAUCGAGUCCGUGCUCCCGCCGCCACUUGAAUUCAACUAUGGAUCGUGACUGCUCCUGUGCCACCACCGGUGGAUCUUGCGCCUGUGCCAGCUCCUGCAAGUGCAAGGAAUGCAAAUGCACCUCCUGCAAAAAGAGCUGCUGCUCCUGCUGCCCCGUGGACUGCGCCAAGUGUGCCCAGGGCUGUAUCUGCAAAGGUGCCUCCGACAAGUGCAGUUGCUGUGAUUGAUCCCGAAGAGGCUGCUUCCAGCUGUAAAUAGAACAACUGACAUAGACCUGUUUCUCUCUCUCUCUCUCUUUUUUUUUAAGUAACCCUUACCCGUUUGCUCCAAUCCUUGGAAAUAUGUGUAAGAAAAAUAAAAAUCCUUCACUUUA